UCCCAGUAAACUGAGGUGAGGUGUAGAAACGUCCCUUCUGUGAAAAUGGGUGACACCGGCUUGUCAGAGGCAGCGGUCGCAGCUUGUAAAGAUGGAGACCCUUUAACUAAGGAUUUUAUGAUGCAGCAAACUAUGCUGAGGGUCAAAGAUCCGGUUAAAUCCUUGGAUUUCUACACCAGGAUCCUCGGCAUGACGCUACUGCAAAAGUUUGACUUUCCCUCCAUGCGCUUCACGCUCUUCUUCUUGGGCUACGAGGACAAGAAGGAGAUCCCCGCAGACGUGAAGGAGAGGACGGCCUGGACCUUUUCACGCAGAGCCACCAUCGAGCUGACGCAUAACUGGGGCUCAGAGUCUGACGACAGCCAGUCUUAUCACAACGGGAACUCUGAUCCACGUGGAUUUGGACACAUCGGUAUCGCGGUUCCGGAUGUUUAUGCAGCUUGUAAGAUGUUUGAGGAGCAGGGAGUAACGUUUGUCAAGAAGCCAGACGAUGGUAAAAUGAAAGGCCUGGCCUUCAUCCAGGACCCAGAUGGCUAUUGGAUUGAGAUCCUGAGUCCUAACAACAUGGUGUCCAUCACCUCCUAAAACCUACCGGCGUCCUACCUGCAGCGUGGCAGAAGGCCUGGGCUGCUGUGGCUUCACUAGGAGCAACACGCGUGGAAGAGCUGUGAGCGGGUGGAUUGGGAACGUUUGCAUACGGGCAGCAUGGGUACCCCCGCAUGGCCCGGACUAGUAAUGGACAGCUGACAUGCAACCAGAUUACUUAGUGAGCUAUAGAGUUAUGUACUGUGCCUAGUUGUUGCUUUGCUUGUCACCAUCACGUCUGAUGCUGAAACGGUUGGUGUACGGUGAAAUAAAUAUGAAAGCCACAGCUUAAACCGUG
Fundulus heteroclitus (mummichog) is the source of this 883-nucleotide messenger RNA. Its product is annotated as lactoylglutathione lyase. Gene Ontology annotation, molecular function: metal ion binding; lactoylglutathione lyase activity. The record is from RefSeq and is a predicted model, not a curated record. The transcript is spliced from 6 exons. Lineage: Eukaryota; Metazoa; Chordata; Actinopteri; Cyprinodontiformes; Fundulidae. Bases 46 to 585 code for a protein of 179 amino acids.